AAAUUAUCAUAGGACACAGUCUUUUUUUAAUUAUUCCAGCACCUGUAGCAUUAUUUCAAAUAAUUCUUGAUUAAACAGUUUUACUUAGUUUUUGAAUGUUAUGAUCAAACGAUGUGAGCUCAUUGUAUAUCUAAUUAAAUCAGUAAUAUCUAUUAUAAAAUAUUAUGAGUGGAAAUUUAAACAGUACUUUCAACUAUGUUUAUAGUUGUUCUUUAGAAACUAAUGUUCAAAUUAAAGUAGGCACCCUUGAGGGUAUUAAACAUAAAAUUGACUAUGAGAAAAUACUUAGUGAUCCCAUGAAAAAAUUCAAUGGUUUAUAUCAAAAACCAAUUUCUGAUUUGAUUGUAUACUGUCAAGUUUAUAGUGAUGGUAAACCUUUAAGCCUACCUGUAUCAACUUCUUACAAACAUUUUACAAAUCGCUGGAGUUGGAAUGAAUGGGUUGUUUUACCAAUUCAAUUUAGUGAUCUCCCAAGAAAUGCACUACUGACAUUAACAGUGUAUGAUUGUGCUGGACCAAAUACAAUGACUGCUGUUGGUGGGACAUCUAUAUCUUUAUUUGGAAAGCAUGGAGUAUUCCGUCAAGGUAUGAUAGAUCUUAGAGUGUGGCCUGAUAGAGAAGCAGAUAGUAGUAUAUUAGGUACACCUGGAAAAUGUUUGUCUGAUACAAAUCGUAUGCAGUCUUUGGCAAAAUUAGCAAAACAACAUCGAAAUGGCAAUAUGCCUGAAGUUGAUUGGCUAGAUAGACUGACAUUUAGAGAAAUUGAGUUAAUCAAUGAAAAAGAAAAAAAAACAUCUAACUUUCCAUACUUAAUGAUAGAAUUUCCAGAAAUUCUAUCAAACGGUACAGUGUACAAUGUCGUUCACUAUGAACAAGACGGUGAUGAAAUUUAUCCUUUUAGAGUUAAUCCUGAUAUUGUAACAGUACCUGAUGCUGAAGUUAUGCAAGAAAAUCUGGUUGAAAGUAAACAUCAUAAACUUGCUAGAAGUUUGAGAAGUGGUAUAUCUGAUAAAGAUGCUAAACCAACCGCGACUAUAAGGGAUAUGUUAAACACUAUUGUAGGUUAUCCUCCUACAAAAAUGUUAACUACUGAAGAACAAGAUCUUAUAUGGAAAUACAGAUUUUAUUUAUGCAACCAAAAAAAAGCUCUUACAAAAUUUUUGGAAUGUGUAAAUUGGAAAUUGCAUGGAGAGGCUAAACAAGCAUUAGACAUGAUGUACCAAUGGGCGCCAAUGGAUGUAGAUGAUUCCUUACGAUUACUUAGUCCUGCAUUCAAACAUUUAUCAGUCAGGAAAUAUGCUGUAGAACGUUUACAACAAGCUACUGAUGAAGAUUUACUGUUAUAUUUACUUCAAUUAGUACAAGCACUUAAAUAUGAAAAUUUUGAACAUAUAACUAAUAGUUUGAAAUUAAUGGAAGACAAAUAUCCUGUAACAGAUAGUCUUACAGAAUCUGUGUCAAGCUUAAGUUUAAAAGAUAGUACUGAAAGUAAUAUACCUUGUACUAUUAAUCAUUUUGAAAUGUGUAAACCUGAAGACAUGGACUUGGCCCGUUUUCUCAUUCAUAGAGCUAGUAAAAAUUUUAGUUUAGCAAAUUACUUUUAUUGGUACUUGAUGAUUGAAUGUGAAGAUCAAGAUUUAACUAUUAAACAAGAUAUAAAAGUUCGUAACAUGUAUUUGAGUGUAAUGAAAACUUUUUUAAUGACAUUAUAUAAUGGUAAUGCUGAAUGUCAAAGAAUUCAUGCUAAUUUAACUAGACAACAAAACUUCAUUGAUCGUUUAGUUCGCAUUGUAAAGGCAGUUGCAAGAGAAAGUGGUAAUCGAAAGAAAAAAAUUGAUAAACUUCAAGCCCUUCUUAUUGAAGCUGAUUCAAAGUUUAGCUUUAUGGCAUUUGAUCCAUUGCCUUUGCCACUAGAUCCCAGCAUUCUAAUUACUGGUAUCAUACCUGAAAAAGCUGUACUUUUCAAGUCUGCAUUGAUGCCUUCAAGAUUAACAUUUAAAGUACAAGAUAAUAAAGAAUAUGUUGCCAUUUUUAAGCACGGUGAUGAUUUACGCCAAGAUCAACUCAUUUUGCAAAUAAUUACACUGAUGGAUAAGCUUUUGAGGAGUGAAAAUUUAGAUUUAAAAUUAACACCAUAUAGAGUAUUGGCAACAAGUACUAGACAUGGUUUUGUACAAUUUGUAAAUUCAUUACCUGUAGCAGAAAUUUUAGCAACUGAAGGUUCUAUUCAAAAUUAUUUCCGUAAAAAUCAUCCAAAUGAUAAUGCACUAUUUGGAAUUUCUACAGAUAUCAUGGAAAAUUAUAUUAAAAGUUGUGCGGGUUAUUGUGUCAUUACCUACUUGCUGGGUGUAGGUGAUCGUCACUUUGAUAAUUUACUAUUAACUUCAACUGGAAAAUUAUUUCACAUUGAUUUUGGAUAUAUAUUAGGAAGAGACCCUAAGCCAUUACCUCCACCAAUGAAACUUAGCAAAGAAAUGGUUGAGGCAAUGGGAGGUGUUAAUAGUGAAUAUUAUCACGAGUUCAGAAAACUUUGUUAUACUGCAUUUUUACAUUUAAGAAGACACGCCAAUCUUAUACUUAACUUGUUUUCAUUAAUGGUAGAUGCUAGUGUACCAGAUAUUGCAUUAGAACCAGAUAAAACUGUCGAUAAAGUUCAAGAUAAAUUUAGACUAGAUUUAGGUGAUGAAGAAGCAGUACACUAUUUUCAAAAUUUAUUGGAUGUUUCAGUCACUGCUGUUAUGGCAGUUCUUGUUGAACAGCUUCAUAAAUUUGCCCAAUAUUGGCGAAAAUAAAAUUUAUUGUUUAUAAAUAUUAAUACUUUUAUUUUAUAUGUUAAAAUACUGGAAAAAAUAUAAAUAACUUAUAUAUGAUGA
Daktulosphaira vitifoliae (grape phylloxera) is the source of this 2873-nucleotide messenger RNA. It is a transcript of the gene Pi3K59F, whose product is annotated as phosphatidylinositol 3-kinase catalytic subunit type 3. The record is from RefSeq and is a predicted model, not a curated record. Gene Ontology annotation, cellular component: phosphatidylinositol 3-kinase complex, class III, type I; cytoplasm; endosome. Gene Ontology annotation, molecular function: 1-phosphatidylinositol-3-kinase activity. Lineage: Eukaryota; Metazoa; Arthropoda; Insecta; Hemiptera; Phylloxeridae. The transcript has a single exon. Gene Ontology annotation, biological process: endocytosis; autophagy of peroxisome; phosphatidylinositol-mediated signaling. Bases 165 to 2792 code for a protein of 875 amino acids.